AUGGCCAGACUGUUGCAAGCUCCACCCAAGUUUCACCCCUCAGAAUGGGACCUUGCAAACCAGAUGCAGCAUGCCAGCACUGAGUCUCAGAAAUGCAGGUCAGAGCGCACUGUAGCUGAGAGUCAGAGGCUGCUGGAUGAAAUAGAAAAGACAACUCAGAAAACCCAGAGUGAUGUCAACAAGAAAAUAGAACAGAGGCAGAAAGAAAUAAAGUUCUGGAAGCAAGAAUUAGAUAACAAACUUGAACAAAUUGUUCAUGAGACAGAGGUACUGCUGACUUUCAAGACUAGGCUGGAGAAAUCUUUGGAGAGCUGCAAAGAGCCACUCAUGAUUGCCCAGAAGUGUCUCCUGAACAGGCAGAGGCGAACUGGGAUUGACUUGGUGCAUGAUGAAGUGGAACAGGAACUGGGGAAGGAAGUUGAGCUCCUCCAGGAGGUUAUUGCAUUGCUUGGACGUACAUUGGAACAAACCAAUGAGCAAAUCAGGCUAAACCGUUCAGAGAAAUACAGCCUGGAAAUGGAUCUGAAGGACAAGUUCACAGCUUUGAUGAUUGAUGAUUACUGUGCUAACCUGACAAACAACACUCCCAGUAUCAGAUACUCUGACAAUGCAAUGAGACCAGAAGGAAAUUUUGUCAGCCUUGAGGACUGGGUGGAUUUCUCCAACGUAAAUGUUGAGAAGGCUGAGAAGCAGAGGAGCAAUUCUCUGGCACUGAGGGCACUGAUUGACAGCAUCCUCUCCCAGACAGCCAGCGACCUGCGCAAGCAGCGCGAGGUGGUGAACACUGCCCUCACAAACAGGGUGAAGGAAGUCAAGGAUGCAAAGCACAAGCUGGAGACACUGCUUGCAAUGGUGCUGGAUGAGACUGCCUCGCAGGAGAAGAACAUUGCAGCCUUGAGGAAAGCAAUUGCUGACAAAGAGGGACCUGCUAAAGUGGCUCACACCCGCUUGGAAGCUCGGAACUGCCGGCCCAACGUGGAGCUGUGUUACGACCCAGUGCAGCACAGGCUGACCAGUGAAGUCCAGGAGAUCACACAAAACAUUCAAAGAUUACAGGACACAUUGGCAGAGGCUGAGACAGUGUUGAAAGGUCUGAGCCGCCGACAGCUUUCCUUGGAGGAGGAGAUCCAGGUCAAGGAGAAUUCCCUGUACAUUGAUGAAGUGCUCUGCAUGCAAAUGAGAGAGUCUGUUUGCAUUAACAACUUCUGA
Messenger RNA from Indicator indicator, 1209 nucleotides. It is a transcript of the gene TEKT1, whose product is annotated as tektin 1. Gene Ontology annotation, biological process: cilium movement involved in cell motility; cilium assembly. Bases 1 to 1209 code for a protein of 402 amino acids. NCBI's taxonomy places the organism in Eukaryota, Metazoa, Chordata, Aves, Piciformes, Indicatoridae. The record is from RefSeq and is a predicted model, not a curated record. The transcript is spliced from 7 exons. Gene Ontology annotation, cellular component: nucleus; microtubule cytoskeleton.